This is a messenger RNA of Candidozyma pseudohaemuli, 426 nucleotides long. RefSeq lists its product as uncharacterized. Lineage: Eukaryota; Fungi; Ascomycota; Pichiomycetes; Serinales; Metschnikowiaceae. The record is from RefSeq and is a predicted model, not a curated record. The transcript is spliced from 2 exons. The coding region runs from base 1 to 426 and encodes 141 amino acids.
AUGGCCACCAGGGCGAGGAAACCAGCCCUCCAGAAGAAUACGACUCAGAUCCAGUGGUUUUCUGAAUCCAAGAAGCCCCAUCUCGCUAAACCAGCAGCACUUGCUUUCACAAGAGCAUCCACUGUGCCGAAGCACUACGACCUGGCUGGCGUGGUGCCCAGAUCCAGGAAACUUGGGUCAGAAGACCCCGCCGGUUCUUCUUCUAUAGCAGAAGAUCCAAAAUACGGUUUCCAGCUUCAACAGUUCCGUGGAACCUCCCCAAUUCGGCUCUGCCUUGAGGACAACCUCACCAGAACGGUAGUCCAGAAAGCAUUGCACCAGCUUCAGCAGCUUCAGAUUCCUGUUCCUGAAAUCCAAAACCAGCGCCCUCUGAGCAGUUACUCGUCUUUACAUGCACUGGCCAAGUGCCCUCCAGACGGUCACUGA